AUGUUAUUAUUAUUAUUAUUAUUAUUAUUAUUAUUAUUAUUAUUAUUAUUAUUAUUAUUAUUAUUAUUAUUAUUAUUAUUAUUAUUAUUAUUAUUAUUAUUAUUAUUAUUAUUAUUAUUAUUAUUAUUAUUAUUAUUAUUAUUAUUAUUAUUAUUAUUAUUAUUAUUAUUAUUAUUAUUAUUAUUAUUAUUAUUAUUAUUAUUAUUAUUAUUAUUAUUAUUAUUAUUAUUAUUAUUAUUAUUAUUAUUAUUAUUAUUAUUAUUAUUAUUAUUAUUAUUAUUAUUAUUAUUAUUAUUAUUAUUAUUAUUAUUAUUAUUAUUAUUAUUAUUAUUAUUAUUAUUAUUAUUAUUAUUAUUAUUAUUAUUAUUAUUAUUAUUAUUAUUAUUAUUAUUAUUAUUAUUUUAUUAUUAUUAUUAUUAUUAUUAUUUACUACUAUUAUUAUUAUUAUUAUUAUUAUUAUUAUUAUUUAUUAUUAAUAUAUUAUUUUAUUAUUAUAUUAUUAUUAUUAAUUAUUAUUAUUUAUUAUUAUUAUUUUAUUAUUAUUAUUAUUAUUAUUAUUAUUAUUAUUAUUAUUAUUAUUAUUAUUAUUAUUAUUAUUAUUAUUAUUAUUAUUAUUAUUAUUAUUAUUAUUAUUAUUAUUAUUAUUAUUAUUAUUAUUAUUAUUAUUAUUAUUAUUAUUAUUAUUAUUAUUAUUAUUAUUAUUAUUAUUAUUAUUAUUAUUAUUAUUAUUAUUAUUAUUAUUAUUAUUAUUAUUAUUAUUAUUAUUAUUAUUAUAUUAUAGAUAUAGAGCUUGAUCUGUCAACUAAAAAUGAGGCAACGAAUAUUUUUUUUACUCAAAUUCCUUUCGCUUUUUCAAGAACCUAUUAUUUCUUAUUGAUCGUCAAAUGGAAGCAAAAGCCAAGAUUGUUAAGAAAUUCUGUUACGGGCUAA
Molecule: messenger RNA, 930 nt
Organism: Necator americanus (New World hookworm)
Lineage: Eukaryota; Metazoa; Nematoda; Chromadorea; Rhabditida; Ancylostomatidae
Exons: 1
Coding region: 1-930 (309 amino acids)
Source: RefSeq, a predicted model, not a curated record